Aedes albopictus (Asian tiger mosquito) is the source of this 2574-nucleotide messenger RNA. RefSeq lists its product as uncharacterized. Bases 1 to 2574 code for a protein of 857 amino acids. The record is from RefSeq and is a predicted model, not a curated record. Gene Ontology annotation, molecular function: nucleic acid binding. Lineage: Eukaryota; Metazoa; Arthropoda; Insecta; Diptera; Culicidae. The transcript has a single exon.
AUGGCGGAGCGGAGGCUCAAAUGUCUCGAACGUCGGUUACUAGCAGAUCCAGAGCUUCGAAAGAACGUUGAAGCGCAGAUUGUUGAGUAUGAGACGCAAGGAUAUGCUCACAGGGCAACAGAGGAAGAGCUGCGAAAGUCGGAUCCACGACGCGUGUGGUACUUACCGCUUGGCAUCGUUCGGAAUCCACGAAAACCCAAUAAGGUGCGCUUAGUAUGGGACGCUGCGGCACGUGUUGGAGGGGUCUCGUUGAAUUCGAUGCUUCUUGCUGGACCCGAUUUGCUGACGCCGCUCAUGUCGGUCGUCUGCCAGUUUCGUCAAAGACAGUUUGCCAUAACAGGCGACAUCAAACAGAUGUUCCAUCAGUUGCGCAUCAGGUACGAAGACAAACAAUCACAAAGGUUCUUGUGGCGAGCGAAUCCCGAAUCCACCCCAGAUGUGUGCAUAAUGGAUGUGGCAACAUUCGGGGCCACCUGUUCGCCAUGUUCCGCGCAAUACGUGAAAAAUUGGAACGCGGCGGAGUACGCAACGGAGUAUCCGGAGGCAGCGAGAGCCAUUACAAACAACACUUACGUGGACGACUUCUUGAACAGCCGAGACACCAUUAUUGAAGAAGCAGUACAAUUGGCGGUGGCUGUUCGCGAAGUACACAGCAAGGCUGGAUUCGAAAUCCGGAACUGGCACUCCAACGCCCCGGAAAUUCUCGAACGGAUCGGAGAAAAUGAUCAAGAAACCUCCCAAGUAGUUAAAAGCUUCUCUGUAGAGAAAGCGACAGCUGCAGAACGUAUCCUAGGGAUGAUGUGGGAUCCAAAUGAGGACUUGUUCCUGUUUACCGUCCAACUUCAUGCGGAUCUGCUUCCGUUACUAUCCGGUAGAACUGUGCCUACUAAACGCCAAGUUUUACGCGUGGUCAUGAGCUUUUUUGAUCCGCUAGGGCUCAUUUCCACUUUUUCGAUCCACGGCAAAAUCCUUAUCCAGGACAUUUGGCGAUCUGGUGUGGGUUGGGAUGACCCCAUUAGCAGUAGGAACUUCUCGGACUGGGAACGAUGGACGAGACUGAUACCCGAGUUGAAACGUGUGCAGAUUCCGCGAUGUUAUUUCCCAAACUACGAGCGCGGAAGUUACGAAUCUCUGCAGCUACACAUUUUCGUGGAUGCAAGCGAGCUUGCCUACUGCAGUGUAGCAUAUUUCCGCAUAAUCGACCGGGGCACCCCUCGUUGUUCUCUGGUAGCUGCGAAAGCCAAAGUAACUCCCUUACGACCACAGUCUAUCCCCCGGAACGAAUUGAAUGCAGGAGUCAUUGGUGUGCGACUGAUGAAAAGCGUUACGGAGAAUCAUUCGCUGCAAAUUACCCAGCGGUUCUUCCACACUGACUCAACAGUUCUUUUGGCAUGGCUACGUGCUGACCCUCGAAAGUAUCGUCCCUACGUCCAGUUCAGAACUACGGAAAUCCUGGCAAAAACAUCGGUGGAGGAAUGGCGCUGGGUACCCACCCGGCUAAACAUCACAGAUGAGGCCACCAAAUGGGGCAACGGUCCCAGUUUCGAUGAUCAGAGUAAAUGGUACCGUGGACCGGAUUUUCUAUGGCAACCGGAAAGUGAAUGGCCUAGGGGAAAAUUGGUGGCUCCAGAGAGGAUGAUUGAACCAACGGAAGAAUUAAGAACGACCAACGUACACCAGGAAGUAACAACCGACACAGUGUUAGAGUUCAGGAAAUUCUCUCGUUGGGAGCAUUUGAUUAAAUCGCUAGCCUACCUGUACCAUUUCGUCAACCGCUGUUCGUCUAAGCAAUCCGUUCCUACUAAAUCACGCGUGGCAACAUUAACACGCCAAGACUUCGUAUCGGCAGAAAAAGUCUUGUGGCGAAUGGUCCAAAACCAGGAAUUUGGGGAGGAAAUUUCGGCCUUGAAAUCCACUAGUUCCUCAACGAAGACGAAUGCACGCCUAGCGAAAUCCAGUCCAUUAGUAAAACUGUCGACCUUCCUAGAUGACGAUGGAAUUCUACGGAUGGAAAGCAGAAUCGAUCCGAAAGCUGCUUAUUAUCCCUACAGUUUUCGCAAUCCGAUAAUCGUUCCCAAGGCUCACUACGUCACCGAAUUAUUGGUACUUCGUUUCCAUCAACGGUACGGGCAUGCCAACACGGAGACCGUGGUGAAUGAGCUUCGGCAGCUUUACAGUAUUCCGAAGAUGCGCUCCGUUGUAAAGAAGACCAUCAACAAGUGUAUGUGGUGCCGCGUAUACAGAUCCAAACCCAAUACGCCUCGGAUGGCCCCCUUGCCGCAGCCACGUGUUAUGCCUUUCGUGCGACCAUUUACGCACACAGGCCUAGACUAUUUCGGACCUCUCCUCGUGAAGCGAGGGCGCAGCAAUGUUAAACGGUGGGUGGCAAUCUUCACCUGCCUCACCGUUCGUGCGGUGCACCUUGAGGUGGUGCAUUCCCUGUCGCUCCAGUCGUGCAAGAUGGCCAUUCGUCGAUUUGUCGAUAAACGUGGAGCUCCGCAGAACUUUUUCAGCGACAAUGGAACGUAUUUUCAUGGAGCAGCCAGAGAACUCGCCGCUGAAAUCGUCUCUUAA